Messenger RNA from Trichoderma breve, 1743 nucleotides. Its product is annotated as DEAD/DEAH box helicase domain-containing protein. The record is from RefSeq and is a predicted model, not a curated record. Gene Ontology annotation, molecular function: RNA helicase activity; ATP binding; RNA binding. Gene Ontology annotation, cellular component: nucleus. Lineage: Eukaryota; Fungi; Ascomycota; Sordariomycetes; Hypocreales; Hypocreaceae. Bases 1 to 1743 code for a protein of 580 amino acids. The transcript has 6 exons.
AUGGCCAUCCCUGAAAACGCACAAGUCGCCGAGGGCGAGGACCAGGCCGCCGCUGCUGGCUGGGUCGAGCGCACUGCCUUUGACUACACUGCCAUGGCUCAGGCCCAAGCUGGCUCUACCUGGGACGGCAAUGCUCGUAUUUAUCAGUGGAGCGAUGAAUACGGAGAUGUCGGUCCAGCUUUUGAGGAGCUUGAAGUUGAGCUUUUUGGCUCCGCUGAGGAUCGCAACAAGCACAUUGGUGGCGGUCUCGAUUUUUCUGCGAUCGAGAGCAUCGAUGUCGUUCAGGAAGGCCCUGAGCGAAUUGAGUACAUCAAGGCGUUUGCUGAUGCCGGGAUUCAUCCUGUCAUGAUGAAGAAUGUGGAACUUUCAGGAUAUCAAGUGCCAACUCCCAUCCAAAAGUUCACUAUCCCAGCCAUCUUGCAAGGCUACGAUGUCAUCGGCGUUGCUCAAACAGGCUCUGGAAAGACUGCUGCCUACCUGAUUCCCAUUUUGAGCAAGCUCAUGGGAAAGGCGAAGAAACUGGGCGCCGCUCGUCCCAAUCCCCUCACCUUUCAGGAGGGCAUUGACAAUGUGAUUGCGGAGCCACUUGUGGUCGUCGUCGUUCCAACUCGUGAGCUGGCGGUGCAGAUUUUCAAUGAAGCCAGAAAGCUCUGUUAUCGCUCUAUGCUGCGACCUUGUGUCGUGUACGGCGGAACCCCAAUCCGUGAGCAACUGAGUCUCCUCUCCCGAGGCUGUGACAUCCUCAUCGGAACUCCUGGCCGCCUCAAAGACUUCAUCGGACGCCCUGACAGACUGACUCUCCGCCGAGUCAAGUACAUGGUCAUUGAUGAAGCUGAUGAGAUGCUCCAACAGGACUGGGAGGAAGAGCUCCGAGCAAUUCUCUCUGGUGGAGAACAAGAUGAAGGGAAUGUCAAGUAUGGUCUUUUUUCGGCCACCUUCCCUCGCGCGGCUCGAGCCCUCGCCAAGGAAUAUCUGUCCGCUUCUCAUAUUGUUAUUGAGACUGGCCGAGAGAAGAAGAAUGAGCUUCUUCUCAACCUUCUUGAGGAGAUGAAUAGUGUGCGCACUAUCAUCUUUGUCAACAGCCGCCAAGCUGCCGAUACGCUGGACGACUUCUUGUACAAUAUGAAGCUUCCGGUCACCUCUAUUCAUAGUGACCGCACCCAGGUGGAGAGAGAGGCGGCCAUGCGAGCUUUUCGCAGUGGCCAAGCCCCUAUUCUCGUUGCCACUGGAGUUACGGCUCGCGGUAUUGAUGUGCGCAAUGUCAUGCACGUCAUCAAUUACGAUCUGCCCUCGAUGGAUCAUGGUGGAAUCGAAGAGUACACUCAUCGCAUUGGUCGUACCGGUCGCAUCGGUCACCGGGGAGUGGCGACUUCAUUCUUUACCGAUCGUGACGAGGCAAUCGCGAGCGUUCUUACCAGAACCUUGCUGGAGACUAACCAGGAUAUUCCCGACUUCCUGCAGUCCUACAUUCCGGACAAUUAUGCCAACGGCAUCAAGGUGAAGUUUGAAACGGAGUCAGACUUCGACCCCAAUGAUGUUGCUGGUGCUGGAGACGCCCAGGGAGGAGGCUGGGGAGGCGACGAGACAGCCAACCCGGGCUCUGGUGCAGGAGGCUGGGGCGCCUCUGGAGAUUCCGGUGAUGCUGCAGACUCUGGCGGUGGCUGGGGUACUGGUGGUGAUGUCGCCGGAGGUGAUUCUGGCGGCAUCUGGGGCGCAGACGCAGCUCCCACCAAGGCAUGGUGA